Molecule: messenger RNA, 1868 nt
Organism: Eublepharis macularius
Lineage: Eukaryota; Metazoa; Chordata; Lepidosauria; Squamata; Eublepharidae
Gene: METRNL
Product: meteorin like, glial cell differentiation regulator
Exons: 5
Coding region: 165-1100 (311 amino acids)
Biological process (GO): energy homeostasis; positive regulation of brown fat cell differentiation
Molecular function (GO): hormone activity
Source: RefSeq, a predicted model, not a curated record
UGGAGAAGCGGUGCACUCUCGCACGGAGUGGUUGGUCAGCGGGGCUGGGAUUGCGCCUCGCGGUUUGAGAACGGUGGGCUUCGCCUCGCCAUGUAGCGCGGGCUGCGGGCGCUCUCCUCUCGCCUCGUCUGGUGGAGCCGUCCUAGGGCAGCUCGGCGGGGACCAUGCGGAGAGCCCCGGUGCCCGGGCUGCUCCUGCCGCCUCCGCCGCUGCUGCUGCUGUUAUUGGGGCUGCUGGUCCUGGACAGGGGCUGCGCAGCGCAGUACUCGAGCGAUCUGUGCAACUGGAGAGGGAGCUUGGGGCAAUCGCGCCUCGCAUAUCCUGGGGCAAUCAGUGGAUUAACACAUGAGUCUCACAAAAAAGAUGUUGAACAGGUCUACCUCCGCUGUUCUGAAGGAUCCAUCGAAUGGAUGUAUCCCACAGGAGCACUGAUAAUCAACUUGCGACCUAACAUUUUCCCUUCUUCUUCCAAACAUUGGAUUGUUUGCAUAAAGCCCCUUAAAGACUCUGCAGGAGCAAAUAUUUAUUUGGAAAAAACUGGAGAAUUGAAAUUGUUGUUCCAAGAUGGAGACCAUAGCCCCACCAGAGUGCAUUGCUUCAGCUUUGAACAGGGUGGACUCUAUGUUGAGGCUACCCCUCAGCAGGACAUUAGUCGGAAGAUUACGGGCUUCCAAUAUGAACUGAUAAACAAGGGGACGGCAUCAGAUUUGCACAUGGUUUAUGCUCCCUGCCGACCUUGCAGUGACACAGAAGUGCUCUUGGCUGUCUGCACUAGUGACUUUGUUGUCAGAGGUACCAUCCAAAAUGUAAUUAAUGAGGAGCAACAGCAGGAUUCUGUCAUUGAUGUGACCGUGAACAGAAUCUACAGACAGAAAACCAAGAUCUUCAAAGCAGCAGAGGAAAUUGGUGUCUGGGAAGGACAGAUCAAGACCCUGCUGCAGUGUGGGGUGAAACCAGGAGAAGGGGACUUCCUCUUCACAGGCCGCAUGCACUUUGGGGAAGCCAGGUUAGGCUGUGCCCCUCGUUUCAAAGACUUCCAAAGGAUGUACAAAGAGGCCAAGGACAAAGGACUAAAUCCAUGUGAAAUUGGCCCAGACUGAUGCGACAUUUUUUAUUUGUAGGUCAUUCUUGGGGCUCGGCCAGAUCUAAUUUUUAGUUGCUGCAGAUGUGCUGAUCUAAAUGGAAACUAAUAACAGAGUGGAACGAUCUGAUGUCCAGAAUGAAAUGAUGUGCUUAAAAGAAGACUGGAUGGGCAUCGAAUCAGGAAAGGUUUAAGAGUACGAGCUUCAGUUUCUGGAGGCUGGGCUUUGUGACCCUUGAGGAAUCUUCCAACUCUUAAAAUCUUAUGUAUACAAGAACCACACAAGCCAAUCCUUGUGGCCGAUGAUACUGUUAUGCUAACACAAGUGACUGAGGUACGAAUUAAAAGGAUCCGAGGCUUGAAUGCAGUCCCACAUCUUGUCCAUGUGAACUAAAUUAUUUUUGCAGCUUCCUUAGGGAGGAAAAAAACGACGAAGUAAUGAAACAACCUCCAUGUCUUAAAAAUAUCAAUUGACCGACAGACCUUUGUAUCUUUGUAAUACUAAAGUUUUAAAAUGUGUUAAGCAGAUGUAGUGUUUUGCAUGGUAUAAAUGGACAAAAGCGUGGUAGAAGCCGGUGAAACCAUCUUAACAUUGAUGCUUUGUAAAAAGCUUGGUGUACAAUUUGAAAUUGUUUCUUAUGACAGAAAUUUAUGAAACCAAACACUUGUUUUCCUUUUUUAAAAAAUGUUUUUUAAAAAUGAGAAUGUACAAUUGCCACCUGCAAUUUUUGCUCAGGCUGGUGAGUUGUUUCCAUUCCAGAGAAAUAAAAAAGUUUCUGGAUUUGAA